AUGUCCUCGUGCAGGAGCCGAGACGUCACGAGCUCCCACGUCAGCGUGUCGGAACGCGAUUCCAACGCCGUGAUGAGGAACUGGUACGACUCGCUCAGACUGGCAAGAAGCGUGAUCACCAAGUCGUCCUCGCUGACCGGAGCGCCGACCGCGUCGAGCUGUUCCGCCAGCGUCUUGAGCUUGUUAAUGUGCUCCAGCACAUCAUCACCUUCGUCCAUCGUUGUCGUGAAGAACCGUCGACGAAGAAAGAGCUUCUGCGAGUCCUCCAACGCGAGACAGACGAUCGCCAGCGCCUUGCGCGACUUCUUGCGAAACGUCGCUUGUUGGUUCCGUCGAACUAGUUGA
This is a messenger RNA of Phytophthora sojae, 345 nucleotides long. RefSeq lists its product as hypothetical. The record is from RefSeq and is a predicted model, not a curated record. The coding region runs from base 1 to 345 and encodes 114 amino acids. The transcript has 3 exons. Lineage: Eukaryota; Oomycota; Peronosporomycetes; Peronosporales; Peronosporaceae.